Molecule: messenger RNA, 396 nt
Organism: Lactuca saligna
Lineage: Eukaryota; Viridiplantae; Streptophyta; Magnoliopsida; Asterales; Asteraceae
Source: the annotation of a GenBank genome assembly
AUGAGUUUCUUGUGCUCGAUUCCAAACACUGAUCCAGAUUUCAUCAAAACCACAAUCGGUGAACCAUGCUUACACUCCUUUCGUUCACCAUCAGAUCUGAACGUCCCUUCAGUCACAAUUUCAUCACUCAAGGGAUCACAACUAGUUAGAAGAAUAGUCAAGAAUGUUGCCAACGAGGUAGAGACAUAUGUUUAUGCGGUGGUGCCGCCCCAUGGAGUGGCAAUCGAAUUAAAUCCACCAUGGUUCACCAUAGUUCCACAAGGCACCCAAGAUUUGGAAGUAAAACUCAUCGUUACACAACCAAAUGAUUCAUUUAGCCAUGGUGAAAUUAUUUUAACAGGAAGCUCGAAACACAUAGUAAGAAUACCCAUUUCGGUACUACCUAUCUCAAUGUAA